AUGGCGGAGGGGCCCGCCGCCACCACCAUCGCGGCGUCCAGCUACGAGGUCGACCUCGGCAACCUCAUGGCGUACGACCCGUCGCACCACAUCGCCGCCGCCUCCAGGGAGGAGCUGAGGCAGGAGUGCCUGCGGAAGGGGACGGAGCUGGCGCAGGCGUUGGCGGACGCCCUCUUCGCGCUGCCGCCCAACGAGGACCGCGACGGUCCCAUCGUCCACCUCUCGCUGCCCACCGUCCGACUCCCGCGCGAGAAGCAUCUUCCCAAGCCAAAGCCACCGACCAAGUGGGAGCUGUUCGCAAAGGUGAAAGGCAUUACCAAACGCAAGAAGAACAAGCGCGAGUGGGAUGAGCAAACUCAAUCCUGGAAGCGGACUUAUGGCUACGACCGUGUUAAUGAUGACAAAGACAUUCCGAUCAUUGAAGCCAAAUCGACUGACGAGCCUGGUGUUGAUCCCUUUGCACAAAGAAGGGACGAGAAGAAGAAGAGGGUUGAAAAGCAAGAAAAGAACAGACUAGAGAACCUAAAGAAAGCUGCAAAGAUCGGCGCUUUGCCAAGGUUGUUAUCCUUCACUAGUAAAUGCUGCUUCCCCCCUCCCUUGUAUUAUGAAUGUCUUUUUGUAUCAGGAAGGAACCUUGCAGAAUUACAGCUAUCCAAUAUCUUUUGUAUGCAGUCAAUACAGCUUGCUGCAAAGGCCUUGCCCAUCAUAGGAACUAAAGCCGACCUUCCAAAGAAGUCUAGAAAAGAGGAUCUUGAGAGUGUUGUUGGCAUGGCUUCAUCAGCAACAGCUAGUGGUGGGAAGUUUGACGAGAAGUUGCCUGACGAGAAACCUCCGAAGCACCCUGGCAAACAUAGAAAGUUCCUCCCAGUUGCCGAAGGGAAGGGAAUGGGCAGCCUGGAGAAACAGCAGAACGACAAAAUCCUGAACUCUCUACUUGCCAGAAACUCCGAUGAACCGCUUGAUGUCGGCAAGGCAAGUUCCAGGAUCCAACCGCUUACAUGA
Messenger RNA from Miscanthus lutarioriparius, 1002 nucleotides. The record is from the annotation of a GenBank genome assembly. NCBI's taxonomy places the organism in Eukaryota, Viridiplantae, Streptophyta, Magnoliopsida, Poales, Poaceae.